AUGGCCGCCUGGCUGUAUAUCCCCCAGGAGCCCGGGGCCCUCGCUGCUGGGGGCCACAUGUGUUAUCUGCAGGAUAACAUCAAGCAGGAAGUCUUACCCAUGAUCCUCUGCUCCGCCGGCAUCUCUGCAGGACUUGUAUACCUGCUCAUAGGAUACCGCUGCUUUAAGGCAGCCAUGUUCCUCUGUGGCUUCCUGUGUGGCUCCGUCUCUCUCCCGCUGCUCCACCUGGACCCUCCUCUGAUGGCCGACCUCUGCCCAGGGACCAGGCUGGUUCUGGGGCUGGGGAUCGGGCUCCUCACGGGGCUGAUGGCCCUCCUGGUGCCUCCGCUGGGGCUCCUUCUCAGCGGCCUGCAGCUGGGGGCCCUGCUCUCCGUGGGGCCCCUGAUGCUGCUCGCUCAUUUCCACAGCCUGGGGCCAGUCUUGGGCCCCCUGAGCGUGGUGCUGGCUUCAGGCCUGAUCGUUGCCCUGAUGACUCUUCGCUGGCAGAAGGUCCUGAUCAUCGCCUACACGUCGGUGUUGGGAUCCGCCGUCGUGCUGCUGAGCCUGGACCUCCUCCUGGGAGGGGCCACACUGCUGGAUCAGCUGUUUGACGUGUUCACAGGGAACCCAGUUAAACCCCUCUGCUGGUUCAACUGGGGCAUCGCUGGGCUGGGGCCAAUCCUCGCUUUGAUUGGUGGAGCCGUGCAGUGGAGGUUCACAGCCAGAGGAUUUUCACACAAAGAAGCUGCAUACAAAAAACAGAAGAAACACGUGAAGAAGCACAAAUUCAAAGAGUUACGGAGACGACCUCCACCUCACCGGCGCCGCCGCCCUCCACCUCUGAAACGCUACGCCGGAGACGUCCUGGCACCGAGUUAUCUGCAGUGUCUGCAGGAGCGUCAGCAGGGAACAGCUUCCUCUUCCUCCUCCUCUUCCUCCAGCAGAAGCCUCGUCUCUGCAGCACACACUCUGAUCGACUUUGACUUUGAGACGGGGUCCAUGGUGUCUCUGACCUCCGCCGCCACGCCGGUCUACACGGUGGGAAGAAACACGCCUUCCAAUGUCUGCAACAUGCACGAUUACGUUAUUUACUGA
Molecule: messenger RNA, 1074 nt
Organism: Trematomus bernacchii (emerald rockcod)
Lineage: Eukaryota; Metazoa; Chordata; Actinopteri; Perciformes; Nototheniidae
Product: transmembrane protein 198-like
Exons: 4
Coding region: 1-1074 (357 amino acids)
Cellular component (GO): plasma membrane
Source: RefSeq, a predicted model, not a curated record